Molecule: messenger RNA, 6290 nt
Organism: Ctenopharyngodon idella (grass carp)
Lineage: Eukaryota; Metazoa; Chordata; Actinopteri; Cypriniformes; Xenocyprididae
Product: glial cell line-derived neurotrophic factor
Exons: 4
Coding region: 879-1601 (240 amino acids)
Molecular function (GO): growth factor activity; glial cell-derived neurotrophic factor receptor binding; receptor tyrosine kinase binding
Source: RefSeq, a predicted model, not a curated record
UCGGAGCCAGCGAUAGACAGAGUUCUCACUCUCUGAAGCCUCUCUGGCAGGAUAAGUGUGAAUUAUAUGGAUUGUCCCACAUCACAGGUGUCAAGCAUGUGGUGUACAGUAGGUGUUUACAGCUCUUGUUCAUUGUGCCCUGGUUUUGAGCAUCCUCAGGCCCCAUCCAGCGAGAGAGGGGGAGAUCCCAAAAGCGAUUAGAGUCCAUGGUAAUCCGACCCAUCCAGUGAUCAGUGUGCUGGUAGAGGAGGAGUCUCACACACAGGGAGGAGAAAGACUGACAGGGACCGAGGGGAGUUCGCCAUGCACACACCCCUAAAAACAUACACACGCAAACUCCUGCUCUCACACAUCGCUAUACACACACGCAGGGAUCUUACGCACGAAAGAGGACAACCAAACCAGGAUUUGGACAGCUUGUAAGCUUCACAUGAUCUGGGAUCCUAAAAACGGACAGGACUCAGACGGCAGCCUCAUUUCCAAACUGAUUUAAAUUGCAAAGCCACGAUCAACUAGUCUCAGACUUGCGUAACCAACUAUGUCAAAGGAUGAAGAAAUUCCGAGCCCACCUCCAGAGUGGCCGGAAGAAAUUUUAGUGUAAACGUAUAUCGGAAAAGCCUGGAGGAGAAGUCAUCAUGAGAAGGAAUCUCUAAGACACUGGUAUAGUACUUAAUAUCCAUACAAACCAAGGCUCUUGCUAUUGACUGAUUACAUGGAUGUACAGCGUGGACGGACAGCACACACUAGCACCUCCAAUCCUGCCUCCAUGAGGGAUUUGCCCUCCCCACCUGUUGCCUGAGGUCAAGCCAACACAACGCCACCCUGAUAAGUCUGGCUUAGCUGGCCACUUGAGUUUCAAUGCUCCACGCUGCUCUAAGAUGAGGGUAUGGAAAGAGGUCAUCCUCGCCUUCAUCCUGUUUGGUGCCUCGUUUUUCCUCCUGCUUAUGAGAACCACGUUACCUGCUGGGCCCUCCUACCCAAAGACCUUAGAGAUUUCAUUAGGCCCUUACUCACAUCCAUCAGCCAAAGCACUUGAAUCCCCACCAUCAUCAUCCUCAUCUUCACUACCAUCAAUCUCAGCGAGGAAGCCAGCCCCACGGCGAGUGGUCAGAGCCACGGAGGACAUGGGCUCUCUUUUCUCCGAAUUUUCGUACCUCUUCCAAAGCUUCACCGAGGGCGAGCUGAAGAAGGUGAUCGCGACUCUGGUGGAACGAAAGGAAAGGAGGAUCAGAAACGAGGCAGGGCGGAGAACCAAACGAGCACGGAAGGGUCCAAAGCCUUGUUCUCUACAAAAGAUCGAGCUCACGGUGAGCGAGCUUGGGCUCGGGUACGAAAGCGAUGAGACACUGCUCUUCAGGUACUGCAGUGGGAAUUGCAUCCAUGAACGACGCAACUAUGACUUUGUAAUGGAGCACAGGCAGUUGAAUAACGGCUCCAGUGAGAAAGGGAGACGAGGACGGGACAAUGGGAAAAAAGACAAGGCGCGCUACACUCCUUGUUGUCGGCCUACGAAGUUCGAGAAGAAAAUGUCUUUCCUUGACAACAAGGGCAUGUUCUACACAAUCCACAAUGUAUCUGCGAGAGCGUGCGGUUGCGUAUGACAUUCAGAUAACUGUGGAAACUUCAGGGAGUAUGUCUUCACCAUAGGAAUACCAGAGAAUGUUUCAGAAUUCCAUGGAAACUAUAGGAGCUUUGGAAAGGGCAACCGUGUGACACAAAGAACUAUUCGAGAACGCAGGGCAUAUUGCAAUUUUGAAAAAUAUGCUAAGAGGGUUCCGGUACGCCACCAUGGAAAGAAUGAAAGCCACCAGAAAUUGAUACACAAAACACAAAAGACAAGGCCUGAAUUGUCUAAAGCCAACUCUGGAAAGUUUGUCACAGAAAAAAGAUUUGUUUCUGCCUUUUCAGUGGUUACUGGCACUUUUGAUUAGUGCAUGGCACUGGACUUUGACCAAAGGUGGAUCGUCAGUUUAAUCGAUGGGACCGAAAGCUGGCGGGAGACUCGUUUUGCCUUCCACUGGAAACUUCUGCAGAAGAACAAGUAGUAUUUAUCUGAAGAUAUGUAAGUGGUAGAGGGCUACAGCGACGACUGUAUGCUGCUCGCUUUUGUUACAAAUCUGAAUACUGAAGUAUGAAGUGCAACACAGCUGUGAAAACUACCUCAUUUCUUUCUUUGUUUCUUUUUUGUUUGUUUUCUUAGAAGAAUGUACAUGCAAUGAAUCUUGCUCUACCGCACCCACUUCCAGGGAUUACAUUAGUCAGAAAUAUGAAUCAGAGGUAUAUACAUGUAGAGAAAUGCUUCUCUACCAAAAGUCUCCAAGGAUGGAUAUUACCUAAAACAACAUUGUCACUUGAAAUGUAUAUGCACACUAUAUCAAGCCCUUAAAUUUGACCUUAAAGCCUUGCCAAAGCAUGUCUGAUCAAAUCCCAUGUUCUCUCGUCUUUGAGACAAUUUAUACCCAAAUAUUUAGAUUUAAAAUAAGAAUAGGCUACCCAAUUCCAAAAGCCAAUAGGGAAAAGUACAGCUUCAAAUGUUUUCCCAAAGGUGUCGCCCCUCAAAGACCUUAAAAGUUCAUUUUUCUCAUGAACAUGUUCAUGUUUACAUUCUUUUAGACAAUAAUCAACUCAAGAUGCAUUGUCUUUUGGAAAGUAAUUCCAGAUUUAGACCUUUUCAACAGCAAAACCUAUACAUUUACAAGUAAUUGUAACCUUUAUUUAUACAGAUGGAACAUUUUGCUCUUAAAAAUAAAGGUUCUUCAAUGGUUCUUUGUAGCAUUUUACAUUAAACAAAUAUCUUUCCUCUUAAAGGAUUAGUUCACUUCAGAAUUAAAAUUUCCUGAUAAUUAACUCACGCCCUUGUCUUCCAAGAUGUUUAUGUCUUUCUUUCUUCAGUCGAAAAGAAAUUAUGGUUUUUGAAGAAAACAUUCCAGGAUUUUUCUCCAUAUAGUGGACUUCAAGAGGGUUGUCCAAAUGUCAGUUUCAGUGCAGCUUCAAAGGGCUCUACACGAUCCCAGACGAGGAAUAAGGGUCUUAUCUAGAGAAACAAUCAGUCAUUUUCUAAAAAAAAAAAAAAAAAAUAAUGAUAUACUUUUUAAAAACAAAUGCUCGUCUUGCACUGAUCUGCUACGCGCCACGCAUCACGUUGGAAAGGUCACGCGUGACAUAGGCAGAAGUACAGUAGUACGGCAAAAAAAUCAUUUUCUCCUUCAACUUCAAAAUCAUCAGACAUCUUUGUUUUACCUUUUUUUGUAAAGGCCGUUUGAAUUCUUUGCAUGUUCUCUUUGUAAACACUUGAUCGGUACUUCCGCCUACGUCACGUGUGACCUUUCCAACAUGAUUACGUAAUGCGUGGCGUAUCGCAGAGCAGUGCAAAAUGAGCAUUUGUGGUUAAAAAGUAUAUUAUUUUUUUUUUUUUUUUAGAAAAUGACUGAUCGUUUUACUAGAUAAGACCCUUAUUCCUUGUCUGGGAUCAUGUAGAGCUCUGAAACUGACAUUUGGACCUUCAACCCAUUGGUAACUGUUGAAGUCCACUAUAUGGAGAAAAAUCCUGGAAUGUUUUUCUCAAAAACCUUAUUUUCUUUUCGACUGAAGAAAGAAAGACAUAAACAUCUUGGAUGACAUGGGGGUGAGGAUAUAAUCAGGAAAUUUUAAUUCUGAAGUGAACUAAUCCUUUAAGAACCAUUUUUCUGCUGUACAUCAGUAGCUAAAUGGCUCUUUGGAGAUUAAAUAAAAUCCUUGAUUCUUCAGUUCAGAUCAACGUAUUUGUUUCCGGCUUUUAAAGCACCAGUACAUAAUGUUAAAUCUCACAAAACCUGUCAAGAACAUGUCAUGGGUCCUUUGAUCUCAAUCAAAUGAAAGACAUAAAAAAAUAUUAUAUUUUACAUAAAGUGACGUCUGUUUUUAAGACGCAUGAGAGCUUUUUCAUUAUGGUGUUAUGGCAAUUCAUUGCACUCAUUCUCAUUACAAAAAUAUAUAUAUAUAUAUAUUUCAGUUGUGAACUAUUUAUACAUUGUGCAUGAUAGUAUUUUUGUACCACCUUUAAUUUAUGCUGAUUUACCUAUAUAUGGUUUUCUAAAGAUCUACCCAAGUUAUAAAGUUUGUGCAGCUUAAAAGGGUUAAUUUGUGACUCAGGCUGAAAACCCUUUGAACCUUUAUUUUUAAGAGUGUACAUGUUUCACUCUUCCAUUAGAACAUGUUCUUUAUGUUAUUCUAGGUACUGGACUAAUCACAGAGUAUGAAAUCUGUCAUAAACAGUUAAGUGAUAAUUGUAUGUGUGAAGAUGAGCUGCUGAAAAGACUGAUGGUGGAGCUGACAGUCCUAAGCUGUUCAGACAUACAGGAUUAAGCGUUAAGUUUAGCCUUGUCCUUUCAGAAACAUACUGUAAGUGCAGCCAGUCUUCUUAUAGCUACAUUCCAAUUAAAUUCCAGUAUAUAUUACACCAUAUUCCAAGCUUCAAGUCAGAAACACAAAACGACAAAUCUGGUUUAUAUACAAAGCGUGCUGAACAAUCUGAUAUAGUUGAAUUUGGUCUGAGUCAAAUGAGCCAAAAGUUCAUAGAACAUUGAGAUAAUGACAACUACAUUUCUUGAUAUUUCUUCAGAUAAAUUCUUCAUCCUUGUUGUUCUUUCUCACCGAAAAAGACCGUGGUCUAAUUGAAUAACUCUGAAGUAAUUAAGGACACAACUACUAAUGAGAUUGGAGUCACGCCUGGAUCCGUCAAGCCCUAAACACGUCUUUCCUUCAAGCUAAUGGCAUUACUGUAAAAACAAGGCAACAGCUAAUGGAGCAUGCAGUCCUUUUACAUGGAUCACUUCCGUUUCAAUUCAGGUGGAAAAUUUGUUUUGUUGUUCAUGUAUUUGAACUGCAAAUUAAAACACAUCUUCUGAAUGAUAAUGAAAUUUCCAGAAUCUUGUCAAACACUGCAGAAAGAAUGAAUCAAGUUUAAACAAUCAGUUCAUCCUGCCCUGUGGAAAUAUCAACAGUAGACGAGAAAAUGUGUUUUUAAUUUGUUUUUUGAAAUUUAGGGGACACUGCCAAUGGAACACUAGUAAGCGAUUAAACUUUGUCUAAUCUUGCUAAUUGGAUACAGAACGUGAUCGCUUGCUUUGACCAGGCAGUAUCAGUGUUGUCUAUGCAAAUAAAAUUCUUAUUUUUGGAAAUAACUAUAUGUCACCCAGCAUGUAUGGAAAUAGAUCCAAAGUUUUUGUCCUCCUCUGAAAAAAGAUGAUGCAAAUAGGACAAGGGGUUCUGUGACUCUACUUCUGUCCAUUUAUACUGGAGUGGAGUACUUUAGUGUCUGUAUUUGUGUGUAAAAAUGAGAUGAAAGUACUGCGCAGUAUUACAGGAAUGCAAAUGUGUGUGUGAGUGCAUGCGUGUGUGUUGUUGUUACAUUUCCCAUGUCAACUAAUCAUGAUCAGCUUUUGGGAGUGUUGGAUUUCUCAUACCAACAGCAGAAAUGUCGAUGCAGUGCAUCUGUAUUGUGGAUAUACCGUAUUUAUUGCAAAAUGCUUUACAUUUAUAUUUAGAUAUUUCAGGAGGGAGACAGAAACUUAUUUAUUAUUGUAUACUUGUGCCAAAUGGAAUUUCUAAAGUCGGCUGAAUAAACAUACCCAGCUUACAUCAACAACAACAGAAAAGUUGCUUAUUUGUCUUGGGUUUCUACAUUCACUUUCCUGUUUAUGCUCAUAAAAGAUGUGUAGACGGCAGAUUUACAAUGCCGCAUCUUCAGGGCACAAAACAGAAGAAUUCAAUUCUGGUGGUAGAGAUCUUGUUUAUGAAGCUUUGAUGUUUAAGAUAUUGGGGUGAUGUAAGGACAAUAAAAAAAAAAAAAAAAAUUAAACCAAUAACAUAAAUAAGUGGAUGACUCGUUAACGUUAGUAAGUGAAAACAGAUUCUACAAAGUGCCCUGAAAUAAACAGAAUGUAAAAUUCAAUAUAACUCAUUUCAUAAGCAUUCAGCCCAUUUAAUAUGAUACACCUAUAUCAUCACUGGUGCAACCAAUUGGGUUUUGAGGUCACAUAAAUAGUUAAAUUGAGAUCACUUGUGUAGUCAAGGGGUUUAAUAACACCUAAAUCUGGAAGUUCCAGCUUUCUGGUGAGUCAGUACUGUGGCUGAACUCCAUUAAGAAAAAAGAUGACUACAUGCAACUAAUUAAAAAGCAUAAGGAAGGAAACGGAUACCAGAUUUUCAAGACACUGAAUAUCCCUUGGAGUACAAAAGCUGUAAAUCCAAAUGAGGCCACCAAGAAACCAAUGACAACUAGACUACCACAACUAGACGUCCUGGAAGAG